UUGAUAAAAGAUGAGCAGAAAGGUGAGGUGAACUUAUUUAUUGCUGAAGAUUCUCAUAAUUCUGUAUUUUAGGACAUAUCAAAUUGCUCGUGAGAUUUGUGAAAUCUAAGUUAUGUGUUGCGAGGGAAGCGCGAAAAAAGGUUUGUCUUUAUCAGAUAUUAAAAUACUAAAUUUAGUUGAAAGAACAUUCAAAAUAAUGAUUUUUCUGAAUGAAGACAACUGAACUUCGUCAGUCGCGUGCGGCUGUGCGGCGCGGUUGGAAAACAAUAACUCUUUUUUUCCGACCGCGCCGCACAGCCGCACGCGACUGACGAAGUUCAGGUUUUUAUUUUUUACGGCGGCCACAUUUUUCAAUAGUAGUUAGAAUACUUAUUCAUGUUUUUUCUUUGGAUGAACUUCAAAUCUUGAUGAAAUUUUGUCCAAAGACAGCUGGGUCAUAAGAACACCCUUAAAAUUUUAGAACCUCUGAGCCAAGUUCUGGGCUCUCAAAAGUACAAAAAUUGCAGAAAUUUGCUCAUAAAACACGUCAUAAAUAAUUUCGAAGCUAGUUAUGUGAAAAAAAUUAGAUUUCUCUUGAUUUUUUUGAUCAGUGCACUCGAAGUUCUCCUAGAAUCGGCCAACCUCGACUUCAACAUAAAUUCAAAAUGUUUUUGAAUCAAUAAAAAUUUCCUAUUUGCAAUAAUGUGUAUGAUUUUGAUUACGGCGGAUAACGUUUACGUUAACGUAGCACAGCUUGGUCGAGUGGUUAGCUUCAUUGACCUCUAAUCUAGAGGUCACGCGUUCGAUCCCGCUAGCAAACUUUUAUUUUAUUUUUUUCUUUUUCAAUAAAGAGUAGAAAAAAUUAAUUUGCUCACAUUCAUUUUUUCUCAGGAUUCUCAUGAUUUUCUUUUUGAGCCUUUUCUGUUUUUUUUCAGCCUCAGCUUUUUUUUCGCUUCUUCUUCUUCAAUAUUUAAUAAAUAAUUCAUUCUUGAGCCUGGCUAGAAAAACAACAACUCCUAGGCGAAAAAAGAAGGAAGAGGAGAUGACUUUUUUUUUGAUUUCAUGGUCCCAUUGCUCAUAUUAGAUAGGUCUUUUUUUCCACGUGGAUGGAAAACAUUUGAAAAAAUUUAAAAUUUGAUUUUUUUGCCACGUAGCAAGAUUUUUCCACCUAAACUCAAGCUACAGUACUCCUCUGACCUCCAAUUUUGGCGCCGAAAUUUUAUUUUUGAUCUUUUCUCUUUUGCUCCCCCCAUUUUGUGCUUUUUUUUCGGCCCCAAUUCAAUUAUUCGGCCUCCAAAAAUGCAACCUCGGCGAGGAAAAAUUGGAUUUUUUUUUUAUUUUUUCCAAAAAAAUUGCUUUUAUUUUCUUUUAUUAAGUGCUUUUUUGACAAAUUUUUUUGAAAAGAAAAAAAAAAUUUUGCACUUUUUUUCGCUCAAAAUUUUUGUUGAAACUUGAUUUUUGGCUGAAAAUUUCUGAUUUGUUUUCGAGUAGCUGAAAAUAUGGAAAAAAGGAACGAGAAGAUUGAAUUUUUAUUGUUCUCGAUGAUUUUCCAUUUUUUUUUUGAUUCUGAGACGAAAAUAAAUAUUAUGAGAUGCGGAGAAGGCCAAAAAUCAUAUUUUUCGCGUUUUUCUAGGCUUAAAAUUAGGCUAGCAGGCUUCAAAGCCUAGUUUUCAGCCUUAAAUUUAGGCUUCCGCAUUUGCAGAUUUUUUUUUUGAAAAAAAACUUUAAACAUACAUUUCCUUGGUCACGAAAAAAGAAAAAAAAACAAAAAUUUAUAGUUUUCGAAAAAAAAAUUGUAUUAAUUUUAUUUUUCUCUGGAUUUUUCAAACACUUAGGCUUAUUUUAGGCCUAAGACCUAAUAGGCUUGAACUUCAACCUUUUUUUUCUCAAAAAAAAAUAAUAAUAAUGUGAAAAUUGCCGUAAUUUUCUGCCAAGUUCGGUGCAAUAAAUCAAAAUUUUAGAACUUUUUUUCUGAAAAAAAAAGAAAAGUGCAGCCGCAAUUUUGCAUUCGUGGAAGCUUUGCCACGUGUCAAAAAUAUGUAUAGAAACCCAUUAAAAAAGUUGUUUCAAAAUAAUGUUUUUAUUGGUUCCUCCUAGAGAUUGCUAAGCUAAGUACUUAUGUUAGUUGAAAAUUUUUUCGAGCGACGAAAGUCGCGAGUGUAAAUCGCAAGAAGCCUAAGCCUAGGCUUAAGAGCCUAACCUUAAUAAGAGCCUUAAAUUUAAGGUUAAUUGUAAGCCUAAAUUUUAAGGUUGAGCCCUUGAUUUUUGUACAAAAUCAUGAUUUACCUAAGCCUCACGGCCCUUUUUGCUAAGCCCAAAUCUAGGCCCAAUUCAGCUAGGCCUAUCUGAGUUAGAUUCGUCUAAGCCACCUUUAAUUCAAAGCCCAGGCCCAAGCCUAAAAAGCCUGCAGCCUGAAAGUCGAUCUCCUUUUCUUGCUGAAACAUUUCUCCUUCCUGUGCCAUCCCUUUUUGCUCUUUUCGUGCUCCAGGAAAUGUAAUUUUUUGCUCUGCUCUCCGAGCAAACGAAAUUUAAUCUCGCGCGCACCCAAAAAGUAAGCAUAGUUUUUCACUUUUUUUAUGGUCCGACCAGCAAAAAAUGUUUUAAGUAUUCCGAAAUGAGAAUUUGAUGAAAUUAUUCGGCUUGCGAAAAAUUUAAUUUAUUUUUUUGCGCGCGCGAAAAACAAAAAAAAAUUUUUGGCACAUACACACACGGAAAAUUUAAUUCCGGGAUUUUUAAUGAGAUACUUUUAUUCAUUUAUUUUCGAGGUUCUUUAUUUUUUAAGAUAUUUGAGCCUAAUCCACGUGGAUUUCUAAUCUGAGCAAUAAUUUUCCAGAAAUUUUCUUGAAGUUCUGAAAAUUUUCAAAAUUAUUAAGCUGAGCAAUACUUUUUUUUCUGAAAAAUAAGCCUAACAUGAGCAAUCCUUCAUUUUUGGGCUCAUUAAUAAAUCCACGUUUUUUUAAAUUUCUGAAAAUUUUGAAAAUUUCUUAGCUGAGCAAUCAUUUUUUAGAAAAUACAGCCUAACAUGAGCAAUCCUCCAAUUGUUGGCUCUUAAACAAAUCCACGUGGAUUUUUAACAUGAGCAAUCAUUUUUCAGAAUUUUUUGAAGUUCUGAAAAAUAAGCCUAACAUGAGCAAUCCUUCCUUCUUUUUUUUCUUGAAACAUUUUUUUAAUGAGAAAAAAUAAUAUAUUUUUUCCGAACAUUUUGAUCUUGAUUUGAAUUUCUAAUUUUCGCGCCGCUCACUUUUUUUCCCGCUAUUUUUUGAGCUCAAAAAUCUAAUUUUUCUCAAUAAAAAAGCCACGUCAUUCCAAUUUUUCGCGCAAAAAAAGAAAAUUCAAAAAUUUUCAGAUGAACUUCACUGAAAACUCAACCGAAAUUCAAGAUUUCGGCGAUCCUUGUGAAUAUGUUCUUCUACAACCCUCAAUGCUCAAAAUGCGAGUUUGGAUGGUUUCGAUUUUUGGAUCGACAAUCUCGUUCAUUUCAAUGAUCGAGAACAUCUUCCUUUUUGGCAUUUUUGUCACCAGGUUUGGCUGAAAAUCGGAUUUUUGUCUGAAAAUUCGAAUUCUCUGGGAAAUUUCGCGUUUUUUAACACCAAAUGUUGAUAUUUUCGGGAAAAAUUUAAUCUGAGCAAUCAUUUUCAUAAAGAAUUUAAGAUUUUGAGAAAUUUCUGAUAUGAGCAAUGCUUUUUCGAAUUAUUUAACAUGAGCAAUCCUUAGAAUGAUUUUCCUAAGCCUAUUGGGUGUCAAACAGGGCUGGUCGGAAUUGACCUUUCGGAAUUUCGGAAGUCCCAUUUUCACUCUCGAUUUUUUUUUUCGGAAUUUCGGCGUUCCGACUUUUUAUUCCGAAUAAUUUUUCGAUAGUUCGGAAUUCCGAUUUUUCUUCCGACUUUUUUUUCGGAAUUUCGGAAGAAACUCGGAAGUCCAAAUGUGCAGGAAAAAACUGGAAAACGACAUUUUUCGAUGAGUUAUCAGAACAAUUAUAGUAAAAAUAUUUGCGAAAAACUGAAUCUUGUUCUUUAGUUCAUCAAAGACAACACAUUUUUGUCUAUUAUCGAUUAUUAAGAAAAUUUUCACCGUCAUUUUAGUUUUAAAAUAAAGUUUUCUUUAUAAAAGCAUAGAUUCCGAUAUUCCGAAAUUUUUCGAAAGUGAUUCCGACAAAAAAGUCGGAAUGAAAAAAAAGUCGGAACGAGAGUCGGAAUUCAAGAAAUUCCGAGUUUUUCUUUCGGAAGUGCUUCCGACCAAACUACACUUCCGAAAAAACGUCGAUUUUCGGAAUUUCGGAAUUCCGAUAUUCCGAUUCCGACCAGCCCUGGUGUCAAAAAACUCCAAAUUUCACAAAGACCUCAAAAAUCUUAACCUGAGCAAUCCCAGAUAUUAUUUUUUUGAAUUGUUUAACAUGAGCAAUUCUAAAAUCAACUUUUCCUGGGCUCAUUUGGUGUCUAAAAACAGCAAAUUUCACAAAGACUCCAAAAAUCUUAACCUGAGCAAUCCUAUAAUUUUCCAGCCGCCGUCACCGUCGUGAAAACGUCUACAUGAUGCUUCUAGCAUUUUUCGACAUUUUCGUCUCAAUGGCCUAUAUUUUGCUAAUGUCCGUAAAUGUUUUGUCCGAUUAUUUUCUAGCACCAUUUCUGGUGUCAAUUUGGUAUUUCUAUAUGAUUCCGAUUAUAACAAUAUCACAUAUUGCUAUGACGUCAUCAAGUUUUUUGAUUGUUGCCGCAAGUUUUGAGCGAUAUUGUGCCACUUUGAAUACGAAGAAUAUGCGAUUUGCGCAAAAGUGGGUUUGAGAAAAAUUCUCCACAUUUUUCUGAACAGUUUGGUGUAUUUUUUGACCCAUUCCAAGCAAAAAAUACGGGUUUUCGCUGCGAGACCCAACAUGUUCCUUUAAGAAAUUUUUUAAAAUAGAUUUGUUGCCCCCAAAAAAAUUCUCCACAUUUUUCUGAACAUUUUGGUGUAUUUUUUGAGUUAUUUUGGGCAAAAAUAAGGGUUUUCGCUUCGAGACCCAACAUGUUCCUUUAAGAAUAUUUCAAAAACAGAUUUGUUGGAACCAAAAAAAUUCUCUACAUUUUUCUGAUAGUUUUGAUGUAUUUUUUGCCUCAUUUCAAGCAAAAAUAAGGGUUUUCGCUUCGAGACCCAACAAUGAUCAGAAAAAUGUGGCGAAUUUUUAUUCUAUAAAAAUGUUAAAGGCACAUAGCAGGUCUCGAAGCGAAAACCCCUAUUUUUGCUCUAAAUAUGGCAAAAAAUACACCAAAAUGAUCAGAAAAAUUAGAGGAAUUCGAAUUUUCAGAAAUCGCAAGCUCAUCGCCGGCUUCGCAGUUCUCCUCGGCGUCAUUUCGAAAGGAACCAUGUGUCUCGAAUUCGAGUUGGUUUAUCAUGAGCAAUGCGCCGGCAAAAUGACGGCCACCACUAUGAAAUUCCGGAGUUUCGUAUUCGACACACCCUAUCAUUAUUAUUUCCGAUUUUUGUGAGUUUUGCGGGCAUUGCUCAGGUUAGACGGGAAAUUUGCUGUUUUUAGACACUAAAUAAUCCUAGACCGCAAGCUUCCGCGACCUUCCGCCUCCCUUCCGCAACCAACAUUCUUUUUUUCAGAUACCGUAACUUUGUCACAGUCUUUGCUCCAUUUUUCAUCCUCGUCUACCUUAAUUUCCGCAUCGUCCGCGCACUUACAACCUACACAACAGCUACAGUAUGCCUGGUGUCAAGCGGAACCGGCGCGGAUUUGCAGAAGCGGAAAGCGAACGCAAGAGCCGCAACGCGCACGUUGGUUGUUGUUGGAUUCACCUACAUCGCCUCCAAUAUUAUCAAUGUUACGCUAACUUCGUUGGAACAAGCGCAUGAUGAUAUUUCGCAACAGUAUCCGAGGUUUGCGGAAGAGCGGAAGGAAAACUUGAAUUUUUUCGUGAAAAUAAAAUUCUCCAAUUUUUUCUGAUCAUUUUGAUGUAUAUUUUACCCCAUUUCGAGCAAAAAUAAGGGUUUUCGCUGCGAGACCCAACAUGUUCCUUUAACAUUGUAAGAAAAAUUUUCAAAAAUCGAUUUUUUAGCUUCAAAGUACAUCAAAACGAUUAGAAAAAUGUGGAGAAUUUUUAUGGGUCAAAAAUUCUGAUUCAAAUACCAGAAAUUCUAAAGAUGAUUUCAAAAUUUGUGAAAUUUAGAGCAUAUUGAGCCCAAACAUGUGAAUUUUCAGAAUUCCAAAAUUUUCAAACAAAAAUCAGAUUCUCCUAAUUUUUCUGAUCAUUUUGAUGUAUUUUUGCCCCAUUUUGAGCAAAAAUCAAGGUUUUCGCUGCGAGACCCAACAUGUUCCUUUAAGAAAAAUUUUCAAAAAUCGAUUUUUUUAGCUUCAAAAUUCUCAAGAAGUACAUCAAAAUGAUCAGAAAAAUGUGGUAAAUUUUUAUGGAGCAAAAGUUCUGAUUUUAAAAAAUUUGAGUUUGAAACAUGUUUUUUUUGUGAAAUUUGGAGCAUUUUAAGCCCAAACAUGAUAUAUUUUCAGAAUUCCAAAAUUUUAAGAGAAAAAUUAAAAUCCUUCAUUUUUUUCUGAUCAUUUUGAUGUAUUUUUUGCCCCAUUUUGAGCAAAAAUAAGGGUUUUCGCUGCGAGACCCAACAUGUUCCUUUAAGAAAAAUUUUCAAAAAUCGAUUCAAUAUUCUGAAAACUGCUCAAGAUGUACAUCAAAGUGAUCAGAAAAAUGUGAAGAAUUUUCAUGAGUCAAAAAUUGCAGCCUCUACAUAAUCGCCAUUGAUUUGGUAUCGCUGCUAACGACAUUCGCGUGUGCCGCGCGACUUCCCAUCUACCUUUUCUGUCAACCUGUGCUACGCAAUGAGAUUUUCGAGCGACUCAAGCGAUUUUGUGUGAGUUUUGCGCGAAUUCGUCGCAGACUUUAAACUAAGAAAAUAAAAAUUUUAGUCCCUUCAAAAAUCGCCAAAAACCGAUGAAAAAUUGGGCGAGCGCUUGAGAUCAAUGGAAACCGACACAAGUUAUUUGAGCGGCGAAAAAUCGACAAAAUCGCUGCUCGCCGCCGAAACUGUGCCGAUUGCCACGAUUCCGGAAUUGGAUGCCAAUUGCGAAAAAGAUGCGGUUCGACAAAUUCUACAACAAUCACCAUAUGAAACUUUGCUUUGA
This is a messenger RNA of Caenorhabditis angaria, 7087 nucleotides long. NCBI's taxonomy places the organism in Eukaryota, Metazoa, Nematoda, Chromadorea, Rhabditida, Rhabditidae. The record is from the annotation of a GenBank genome assembly.